AUGGCAAUGAUGGGACAAAUGAAUUUCUUUCUGGGAUUACAAGUGAAACAGACUAAAGAAGGAAUCCUGAUAAAUCAGUCAAAGUAUGCCAAGGAACUGAUCAACAAGUUUGGGAUUCAACACAUGAAGUCAGUGAAGAUUCCAAUGAACACCAACUGGAAAGUGGAUCCAAAAAAUGAAGGAAAAUCUGUAUCUUCAACUAAAUACAGAGAAAUAAUUGGUUCACUACUUUAUUUGACUGCUAGAAGACCUGACAUAGCAUUUGCAGUCGGAUUUUGUGCGAGAUAUCAGUCAGAUCCGAAGGAAGCUCAUAUGGAUGCUACAAAGCGCAUUGUAAGACAGCUCAAAGGCACACCCAAUAUAGGUCUUUGGUAUCUAGUUGAUAACAACUUCAAGCUUUCGGGAUACUCAGACUCAGAUUUUGUAGGAUGCAAAAUUGAUAGGAAAUCAACUUCUGACACCUGUCAAUUCUUAGGAAGUUGCUGCUCACAAAUUCUGUGGCUAGUCCAACAACUGAAGGACUACGGGAUCGAAGAAAGGAAAGUCCCCAUCUAUUGCGACAGCUCCAAUGCUAUUGCAAUCACGAAGAAUCAUGUACAUCACUCCAGAUGCAAAGAAAAACCAUCUGACACUGAAGCUGGUAAAGCAAAAGGAUCACCAGAAGCUCAAAAGGGAGACGAACCAGAAAGACCUCGAGUCAAUGGAAAACAAGUGUUGAAGAAGAAACAAACAAAGGAACAAGAAGAAGAAGAAGAUGAUGAUGAAGAUCAAGGUGAAGAUCAGUUAUGUCUUCGUUCUGUUCUUUAA
Molecule: messenger RNA, 807 nt
Organism: Salvia miltiorrhiza (redroot sage)
Lineage: Eukaryota; Viridiplantae; Streptophyta; Magnoliopsida; Lamiales; Lamiaceae
Exons: 3
Coding region: 1-807 (268 amino acids)
Source: RefSeq, a predicted model, not a curated record